Messenger RNA from Brassica napus (rape), 1618 nucleotides. RefSeq lists its product as uncharacterized. The record is from RefSeq and is a predicted model, not a curated record. Lineage: Eukaryota; Viridiplantae; Streptophyta; Magnoliopsida; Brassicales; Brassicaceae. The transcript has 7 exons. Bases 1 to 1389 code for a protein of 462 amino acids.
AUGAGGGUUGCGGAGUUGGUUCAACAGCCCGGUCGUGACCAUCUUCCGUAUCUCACUCCGUAUCCACAUGGACGGGGUCAAACAUGGUUCAACCGAUCCGGGAACGGGAUCAGCGCAUGGAUCAACCGUAUGAUGUACUCGGCCCUCGACAGUGGACAUCCGACUUUCACUCACUUCCCAACCGACAAGCAGGUUCUGUGGUUUCGUCAGUUUGCGCAAGAGUUCAACUGGAAUUCCGAUGAGACGCUCUUUAUCUAUCACCACUUCGUCCAUAAAGUAAUGGACAACUAUGGGAAGCAGAUCCACGAGUGGAAGAAGAAGUGGGAAAUCAAUAAGGUCCCAAAGUCGAUGAACGAUACGGUCUGGAAGGAGUUGUGUGCGCAUUGGGAUAAGGAGGAGACGAAAGAAACUUCUUCCACCAACUCCACCAACCGCAGGAGCGACCGUAAAGGGAAGGGCAUCUACAAGCAUAACUUGGGUGCUCAAUCUAUUGCCACUCUCGGAGAUCGCAUGGCGGAAGAAAAUGAUGGCGAGCCGGUCGAUGAUCUCGCCCUAAUGAGGAGGGCGUAUACCAACAAGAAGACCGGCCAGAUUGAUGACGGUCUUGUGAGGGACGUGGUCGACCUGGUCCAAACUCAGGUGGUAGACGAAGUGUCUCAGCUUCAAACCGAGGAUGACGCUUCGACGGCUUCGACCAACUUGUCCCGGUUUCGAAUCAACGAAAUCGUUGAAUCCUCGGUUCCAAAGAAGAAGGGACGUUUGUUCGGUUUGGGUCGUCGCACCCGGUCGGUUCCUCCUUCUUCUGCACCACCGCCCUUUGUUGAUCCAGAAGUACUUACGGCUCAGUUGAAGGACAAAGAUGAUCGAAUAUCUUUGUUGGAGACCCAGAUGGCGGCUCAACAGGCGGGCUAUGAGGCACAGAGGAGGCUGAACCAGCAAAUGAUGGAGAUGAUGCAGAGGAUGUACCCGAACGAGGUGUUCCCGGACGUGCCAGACCCGGACAACUCCCUCGGAAAAUUCCGAGGAACGGAUCCCUCGGAAUAUACCGAGGGAACAGUUCCUCGGAAUAAACCGAGGAAAAAGUCCGUCGGUAUACUCCUAUCGAUCGAUGUAUAUAUGUCCAAACACGCAUCGAUCGAUGAACUUCCGAGGAAUUAUCCCGACGAAGUUCUACCUCGGUAUAUUCCGAGGACUUUUCCGACAAACAAGGGAUCCUCGGAAUUUCCUCGGAAAUUUAUUUCCUCGGAAUUCCGUCGAAAAAUUCCGAGGGAUUUCAGAGGAAAAAAGAAAUUCCGAGGAAUUAUUUCUGACGACGUAUUUCGUCGGAAUUGCGUCGGAAUAACGAUAUUCCGACGAAAUUCCGACGAUUUUUUCCCUCAGAAUCCUUGAUGUUUUCUUGUAGUGUAUAAUACGUAGCAUCGCUAGUACAGUUUGUCUCUGUACCCCCGCCCUCUCAAGUAGCGUCCAUGGUACAAACAUCUCUGCACCACACGCCCGCAUAAGUAGCAUUGCAAGUCCAGACGUCUCUGAACCCCUGCCCGCACAAUCAAAGUAGCGUCGCUAGCCCAUACAUCUCUGAGCCCCCGCCCGCGCACAUAGUCCCUACUCAUACAUAUAU